Messenger RNA from Ictalurus furcatus (blue catfish), 1128 nucleotides. Its product is annotated as gamma-crystallin S-1-like. NCBI's taxonomy places the organism in Eukaryota, Metazoa, Chordata, Actinopteri, Siluriformes, Ictaluridae. Gene Ontology annotation, molecular function: structural constituent of eye lens. The transcript is spliced from 2 exons. The coding region runs from base 472 to 1128 and encodes 218 amino acids. Gene Ontology annotation, biological process: lens development in camera-type eye; visual perception. The record is from RefSeq and is a predicted model, not a curated record.
AACAAGAUUUCUUACUGCAAGCUCUACAGAAUGCAUGGAAAUAUGGUUCUUUAAAAAUGAAGAGGUAUAACAAUUUUCAGAUUCAGAAUAUUUAGAUUUACAGAUCCGAGCCGGGGGUACCACAGGGGUGAAGUAGAUGAUGUUAGUGCUUUACUGCUCUAGAGUCCAGGGUUAACCUUUAGUUUGCGUUUUGCAUAUUCUUCCUAAAUCUGUUUAGAAUCCAUAAACAUGUAUUCUGUUAUAACACGCAUGCACACAAAGGGUUAAUUAUUACCAUUUAAUUCUUUGUCAGAAUGAACAAAUGUAGUGCAAAUACCUUUUGUUGCUUGGCAGCAGACCAUUCUGUUGAAUAAAAAAGCUGACUUCAGAAGUUAAUUGAUGUCACUGGCAAUGUGGGUUAUCUGAAACAAUAUAAAAGAGUGGCUGUUAAUCAUUGGCAGUGUUGAAGUGAUACACUGCUAAUCCAUCAUUAUGGGAAAGGUAAGCCUACUAUCACCUCUUUAUUUAUUCUAUUUAUAUGCGCUUAUAAUUAUAUAUGUAAGUGAAGAACUAAUUAGGUUUAAAAAUGUUUCAUUAAACAUACCAUCUAACAAAAAUAUUUGGUUACAGAUUAUCUUCUACGAGGAUAGGAACUUUCAAGGCCGUUCCUAUGAGUGCAGCAGCGACUGUGCUGAUCUGCACUCCCAUUUCAGCCGCUGCAACUCCAUUCAGGUAGAAAGUGGGUACUGGAUGGUGUAUGAACGGCCAAACUUUAUGGGUUACCAGUACUUUCUCCAUAGAGGGGAAUACCCAGAUUAUCAACAGUGGAUGGGUUUUAACGACUGUGUCAGAUCCUGUCGUAUGCUACCUCAGCAUCAAGGGUCUCAUAGAGUGAGGAUCUAUGAGCGUUCUGACUUUGGUGGACAGAUGAUGGAGUUUACUGAUGACUGUCCAUCUGUCUAUGAGCGCUUCCACUACAAUGACAUCCAUUCCUGCAAAGUGCUUGAAGGAUUCUGGCUGUUCUAUGAGCAUCCCAAUUACAGAGGCAGACAGUAUCUGCUGAGACCUGGUGAAUACAGAAGAUACAGUGACUGGGGUGCCAUAUCCUCAAGGAUUGGUUCCAUGAAGUGCAUUACCUAUUCAAACUGA